Molecule: messenger RNA, 2160 nt
Organism: Megalobrama amblycephala (Wuchang bream)
Lineage: Eukaryota; Metazoa; Chordata; Actinopteri; Cypriniformes; Xenocyprididae
Product: zinc finger protein 501-like
Exons: 3
Coding region: 389-1492 (367 amino acids)
Biological process (GO): negative regulation of transcription by RNA polymerase II
Molecular function (GO): DNA-binding transcription repressor activity, RNA polymerase II-specific
Source: RefSeq, a predicted model, not a curated record
GGAUGACAUGGGGGUGAGUAAAUUAUCAGGAAUUUUUUGUUUGAAAGUGAACUAAUCCUUUAACAUUAACCAGCUCCAGAGUUUAAGUAUUUAUGCAAUGAAACACGUUGUCUGCUGGUUUAUUAUUAAUCAUUAUUACCUGUCUCAGCCCGAUGAAAUGUUAUUAAUGUGCCAAUUUACAGGAGAUCUCAGACAUCACCAAAACAAAUGAAGCUUUUGGAGACAAAGAUGCUUUUCGGCAACUCGGUUAAACAUGAUGAGCCAGUAAUUUCUGUCAAGAAUCUGGUGCCCCUUCUACAACAAUUCACCAAUACUAGGAAUAUUCCCUUCAUCCUACAAGGACAAACUCCAGGUGUAGCAGCUGAAAUCUGUGUUCAAAACAUUAAAAAUGGCGAUUGUUAAAGAGGAGAUUGAAAACAUGAGUGAUCCAGAACCAUCCAGAAUAAAACAUGAAGAUACUGAGGAACAAACAGACAUGAUGGAAGUGAAACAAAGACAUAAACUGAAUGACGUGAAGGAGGAACAUUGCGACUGCAAAACUCAAAGAGAAAAUGCCAAAAAGCUGCACACCUGCUCUCAGUGUGGAAAGAGUUUUUCUUGUACAUCAAGUCUCAGUAAUCAUCUGCUCUGUCACUCUGGAGAAAAGACAUUUAACGGUAAUCAGUGUGGUAAAAAGUUAAAUUCAUCAUUACAACGAAAUAAACACCUGGAAGUUAAUUCAGAUGAGAGCCUUCACUUGUGUUCUGUCUGUGGAAAGAGUUUUUCAAGGCUGAGCAGUUGUAAACAGCACCAGAAAAUACACACCGGUGUGAGAGAUUAUGUGUGCUUUGAGUGUGGGAAGAGCUUUACUAGAGCUGAGCAUCUGAAACGGCACCAAAGAAUUCAUACUGGAGAAAAACCUUACCAGUGCUCAUCGUGUGACAAGAGGUUCACUAUGUCUACACACCUGAAAGCACAUCAGCGGGUUCAUACUGGAAAGAAGCCACUCCGCUGCACUCAGUGUGGGAAGAGUUUCAGAAAAGCAACCGUUCUCAAAAUUCAUCUGCGUGUUCACGCUGGAGAAAAGCCAUUUAACUGUGAUCAGUGUGGUAAAGAUUUUAAUUCAUCGUCAAAUCUUAAAGAACAUCUAAAAAUUCAUACAAACGAGAGGCCUUAUGCGUGCUCUUUUUGUGGAAAGAGAUUUUCACGGAUGUCUCAUUAUAAACGGCAUCAGAAGGUACAUAGCGGUGUGAGAGAUCAUGUGUGUUGUGAGUGUGGGAAGAGCUUCGUUACGGACGUCCAUUUGAAACGACACCGAAGAAUUCAUACUGGAGAAAGACCUUUCAAGUGCUCGUACUGUGAAAAGAGUUUCUCUCGGUUGGAGCACCUGAAAUCACACGAGCGAGUUCAUACAGGAGAGAAGCCGUACUACUGUCCUCCAUGUGAGAAGAGCUUUAGACAUUUACCAAGCCUUCUCACGCAUAUGAAAAAAUGUAAGAAGUCGUCACAGUGAACAACGUUCAUUUUCAUGUCAAAUACACUGAUGAGCCAAAACAUUAUGACCAAUCACAGGUGAAGCGAAUGUUGUUGAUUAUCUCCUAACAAGGCCAAAUAUUAUGGUCUGGGUAGAGAAAACCAUCGGUUUUCGUAAUGAAUAGCUGUGUUUCCAUUACCCAUCAAAUUGCAAAAAUUGAAAUUGCAAAUUGAAACUAUGCCCAAUGGAAACACGUUAAUUUCGCAAAAACUCCCAUAUAUUGCAAAAAAGUUUUUACGCUCGAAUGAGGUGGUUUUUCAGGCAAUUGGAAAAGGAAUGUUUCACAGAACUGCAAUGGAAACAGUUUUUCGCAUUUACAGGUCACCUGGCGUACAUAAAAUUUGAUCAUUCUUUAAAGAUGGUGCGGCAUGUUUGGAUGGAAGGCGAGACAGAGUUCUUCAUUAAACUCAUAAAAGACAAAAGAAUUACGGGACUACUGGAUUCUAAACAACAAAGAAAUGCCACAAUUUAUCAAGACCUCGAAGCAGAUUUGAGGGAGAAACACUCAUAAACACCUCACACAUGGCCGCUCCCAAGUAGAAGGGGCUUUUCUUGACAUUAAUGCUUGGAUAACACGCCAACAUCUCCUUUUGAUUAAAAAUAAUGGCUAGUGCAGUGGCUGCGAUAUACUUAAACCUACUAACAUC